This is a messenger RNA of Ochotona curzoniae (black-lipped pika), 2057 nucleotides long. RefSeq names its product grainyhead like transcription factor 3 (gene GRHL3). The record is from RefSeq and is a predicted model, not a curated record. The transcript is spliced from 16 exons. Gene Ontology annotation, molecular function: RNA polymerase II cis-regulatory region sequence-specific DNA binding; DNA-binding transcription activator activity, RNA polymerase II-specific. Lineage: Eukaryota; Metazoa; Chordata; Mammalia; Lagomorpha; Ochotonidae. The coding region runs from base 198 to 2006 and encodes 602 amino acids. Gene Ontology annotation, cellular component: nucleus. Gene Ontology annotation, biological process: regulation of transcription by RNA polymerase II.
AGUCGCGGCACCUGUCCUGGCAGCCAAUCAGCGCCAGGACUUCUCUGGAACCUACUUGUCAGCAAAAUCCCGACACCCAAACCUCAACAUAAAUCAAACACUUCCCAGCGCAGGGAAUGUCCGUGGUAGGCGAGAAUUAAGAGACAAACAGUGAACCUCUCAGGACCCAGCGAUCACCGGAGCCUCGGAGCAGGAAGAUGUCGAAUGAACUUGAUUUCAGGUCUGUGAGAUUGCUGAAGAAUGACCCAGUCAACUUCCAGAAGUUUCCCUACACCAGUGAGGACGAGGCCUGGAAGACAUACCUGGAGAACCCCUUGACAGCCGCCACCAAGGCCAUGAUGAGGGUCAACGGGGACGAUGACAGCGUGGCCGCCCUGAGUUUCCUCUACGAUUACUACAUGGGCCCCAAGGAGAAACGGAUCCUGUCCUCUAGCACCGGGGGCCGCAACGACCAGGGAAAGAGGUACUACCACAGCAUGGAGUACGAGACGGAGCUCGCGCCCCUCGAAAGCCCCACGCACCUUAUGAAGUUCCUGUCAGAGAAUGUGCCAGGGACGCCGGAAUACCCUGAUCUGCUCAAGAAGAAUAACCUGAUGAGCUUGGAGGGGGCCGUGCCCAGCCCGGGCAAGGCUGCUGCCCUACCCCCAGGCCCCAGCAAGCUGGAAGCCGGCUCUGUGGAUAGCUACCUGCUGCCCACAAGUGAUAUGUAUGAUAACGGCUCCCUCAACUCCCUAUUUGAAAGCAUUCACGGGGUACCACCCACACAGCGCUGGCAGCCAGACAGCACCUUCAAGGAGGACCCACAGGAGUCACUGCUCUUCCCAGAUAUCCUGAAAACGUCCCCAGAACCAUCGUGUCCCGAGGACUAUCCUAGCCUCAAGAGUGACUUUGAGUACACCCUGGGCUCCCCUAAAGCCAUCCACAUCAAGUCAGGAGAGUCGCCCAUGGCCUACCUCAACAAGGGCCAGUUCUACCCGGUCACCCUGCGUACCCCAGCAGGAGGCAAAGGCCUGGCCUUGUCCUCCAACAAAGUCAAGAGUGUGGUGAUGGUGGUCUUUGACAAUGAGAAGGUACCCGUGGAGCAGCUACGGUUCUGGAAGCACUGGCAUUCACGGCAGCCGACUGCCAAGCAGCGGGUCAUCGAUGUGGCUGAUUGCAAAGAGAACUUCAACACCGUGCAGCAGAUCGAGGAGGUGGCCUACAACGCACUCUCCUUUGUGUGGAACGUCAACGAGGAGGCCAAGGUGUUUAUCGGCGUCAACUGUCUGAGCACAGAUUUCUCCUCACAAAAGGGGGUGAAGGGCGUCCCCUUGAACUUGCAGAUCGACACCUAUGACUGUGGCCCUGGCUCUGAGCGCCUGGUGCACCGCGCUGUCUGCCAGAUCAAGAUCUUCUGUGACAAGGGAGCUGAGAGAAAGAUGCGGGAUGAUGAGCGGAAGCAGUUCCGGAGGAAGAUCAAGUGCCCCGACUCCAACAACAGUGGCAUCAAAAGCUGCCUGCUGUCUGGCUUCAGGGGCAACGAGACCACCUAUCUGCGGCCGGAGACUGACCUGGAGACCCCGCCGGUGCUGUUCAUCCCCAACGUGCAUUUCUGCGGCCUGCAGCGUGCUGGAGGGGCGGUCCCCUCAGCAGGACACAGCGGCUCCAACAGGUUGCCGCUGAAACGUUCGUGUUCGCCUUUCCCAGAGGACUUUGAGCCCCUGCCCUCCAAGCAAGCCAAGGAAGAGGACCUGCAGCGAGUUCUGUUGUACGUGCGGAGAGAGACAGAGGAGGUGUUUGAUGCCCUCAUGUUGAAGACCCCGGACCUGAAGGGGCUGAGGAAUGCGAUCUCUGAGAAGUAUGGGUUCCCCGAAGAGAACAUUCACAAAGUCUACAAGAAAUGCAAGCGGGGAAUCCUGGUCAACAUGGACAACAACAUCAUCCAGCACUAUAGCAACCACGUUGCCUUCCUCCUGGACAUGGGGGAGCUGGACGGCAAGAUCCAGAUCAUCCUCAAGGAGCUGUGAGGCCCGAGUCGCCCAUCCCUGGGGCCUAACGGCGCGGGCUCCAGGCCAGGA